Cyprinus carpio (common carp) is the source of this 2381-nucleotide messenger RNA. It is a transcript of the gene dbndd1, whose product is annotated as dysbindin domain containing 1. The record is from RefSeq and is a predicted model, not a curated record. Gene Ontology annotation, biological process: negative regulation of protein kinase activity. NCBI's taxonomy places the organism in Eukaryota, Metazoa, Chordata, Actinopteri, Cypriniformes, Cyprinidae. Gene Ontology annotation, cellular component: cytoplasm.
AUAGCAAUUGUGUAGUGGCUGACUGCGUUUCCCUCUAGUGGGCUCUUUAUGUGUCACUGUUGUGUGUGCUGCAGUGACAAUGUGAGCGAAUGUGUGACAGUGCAUGUAGGGGUGGGGAAAAGAGAGGGAGAGAGAGAGAGAAAGCAAGUAGCUAGAAAGAGAUAGAGCGCGUACACGAGGCAGGAGGCGCUCCUUCUAAUCCCGGCUGCAACCCCAAACAGCAUUGCACUGGCUGCUACAAUAGUCUUAAUGGAGACUCAGGCAGACUCUGGUGCUGCAGAGCCCCUUAGAGAUCGAGAGUUCCAGAAGCUUCUGAAGUCCUCCAGCUCUGCCAGUCUCACCAGCGAGGCAUCCCACAAUGCCUCAGGAGAGCAUGUCGGUACCCCGUCACAUCAUGGCAGCCAGGUGCUGAUCACAGAGAAACGACAGCCUCUCAGCAGUGUGUCCUCUCUGGAGGUACACUUUGACCUCCUGGACCUGACGGAGCUCACAGACAUGUCUGACCAGGAGCUGGGGGAGGUGUUUGCUGAUUCAGAUGAGGAGAAUCAUACAGAAUCCCCAGCAAUUCACCCCGCAGAUCGCCAGCAGCCACCAUUACCUAGAUUUCCACACAGCGGUUACGUCCGCUCACCCUCCUGGACCCGUGGUGGAAAAGGGGAACAGCAACCAAGGGAUCGAAAGCACCACAGUGACUCCGAAAACACAGAGCCAAUGUUGAAGAUAGAGCGUUCUCAGUCCCAGCAGCCUUGAGCCAGGGACAGCUACAGGGGCUUAGGAAGAAAACAAAGCCCUUGUGUGGAAAGUGAAGGUUCCUUCUCAAGCAAGAAGAUGAGUAACUCUUGGGAUCAAAGGACAUGGGGAUUCCACCUAAAGAUAAUGCAAUCCCUUUGUCCAUUAUGGACAAGAAGAGAGCUCCAAAAAGCUGGGGUAAGUGUAGACUCUUCCUCAAGACGGAACAGACUUCAUCCAACUAGGAUUUUGGGACGCCUCUUUGAGACUGAGUUACUUUCAGUCUUCUCCAUGUGACUACUGCAUAUGGAGGACUUGAAGCAUGAUGUAGCAUUAUGGACAACACUGGCUCCAGCGAAGUCAAUCUAAGGAGCAACUGAGGAAUUCCACAGUGAUUCGAAUCUUCAAGGAACAGUUUCAAGAGCAGUGCUAUAUAUCGAAGUAGCAACUGUGGUAAGACAGACAACCUACAGCAUAGUUCAAGACAUGGCAAAGCAUAGUUACAAGUUACAAGAAUUCCCAACAAAAGUGUCCUUCAAGGAGAUUCUGCAUGAAAAUAGGGAGACCCAGAAACAAAGUGAAAAAUCUUGUAAAAAAAAAUGAAUGCCUAAGGCCUGAAACAUAUCCUACGCAAGUACAUGAAUGCAGACACUUUGAGCUACACAAGACUGAUUUCAUACAUCUUUGAUUUCAGAAUUUGUCAGAACCGAAUUAAUAUUGCAGCAUAUUGCACCAGGUUCUCAUCUUUACCGACAAGAGGGUGUUGACCUAGUAUUAGCAUAAACCCAUAGAAUCCAAUAUCGAUAUGGAAGGCCUGGACUUAAGCUCCAACCUGCCCUAACAUAUUGGAUAGGAUUAGAUAACCCUGCAUAAGCAGUCUUCCUUGGUCAGUUUUAUCCCUUUAGACAGUGUUUCCCAACCCUGUUCCUGGAGGCACACCAAGAGUACACAUUUUUAAACACUUGCUAAAUCAAAUACACCUGAUUAAACUCAUCAGCUCAUUAGUACUGCAAGACCUGAAUGGAUAGGACAGAUAAUACAUCCAAAAAGUGAUGGUGUUGGUACUGUUGGUGUGCCUCCAUACAUAGUGUGUUAGUAAAUACUGCUGUAUGGUUAUUAUUGUCCCCUUUAGUACUGAGGUUUGUUACAGCCACAGUAACACAAGAACACAUAUAGUAUAUGUACAGCAGGACCACACAAGUAUUCUGACUGGUGUAGAAUAUGUUUCUGGCCUAACUUAAUGAGUACAACAUUUUAAGUUGCACUUAAAUUGUUGAAAGGGAGAAUAAUCUUUUAGCAAUAUGUUUUUAACCACUCUGUAUCAUUAAAUAAUCAUCAAUGUCAUUAAUAAUUUCACAUCAAGACAACAUUCAAAUCAGUCCUCAGUUGUGAUCACCAGUGCACAGUAAGCUACUGGGUGGGAAUUCCAAAUGAAAAUCCCUAAAAGUCAAAUUUUGUACAAAUUUCUGGACUCUUAUCAAUGUUGCACUGUAUUUGUCACCAGUUAUUACAGGGUUCAAUGAUGUCAAGCAUGAUCUAUACACAGGGUCACAUUGGAGAAGAAAUUCACAAACUUCCAGAAUCAUUAACAAGUCUGCCAAAUCAAGGAGGACAGAAAUCUAACAGGAAUAAAUGUGAAAUGAUAAAGAUCA